UCUGUGCUGUUGAUAUACUAUUAUGGGUAUAUUUUUGAGACGCUCUGUAUUAUCUGGAUUUGUAAAUUGAUGGAUUUCGAGAUGUUUACCUGAAGUGAGAGGCCGCAAGAGGUGUAUAACAAAAUAACAACAUGCUGUUGAAGGUAUUGCUGCUUCUAACAUAUAUGUCAGCUAGUGUCAUGUCCGAAGAUACUACCAUACCCCCAAUGGUAGAUUUGUAUGCGAUGAUGGCUGCAGUGAGCUCAGAAAUAAAUUUUUGGCCAGUACCUGAAUUGAGUGCAACUGCCUUAGAAGAUUUUGAAAGACAUAAGGAAGCAAACACAUGUAAAGUCAAACUGGAAGCUAGCUGCCCACAAAGAAAAGGAAAGACAGGACAUUGUUUUAGCGAUGUCCAUGCAAAUUGCUGCUACCUUACUAAUCCUAUAACACUAUUGCAAGAUGGUUCUUUCAUAGCUAACUCAACCAAGGUGAAUGCUGUUUGCAUAACAAACAGAAACUGGAACAAAGGAGAGAUUGACUGUGAAGAUGUAUUCAAAACUAGAGUGGCCACAUACCCACAAUGUAACUCAUCAAGCCUACGCGGAUUGCUGACAAAAACCGACCAGACAAAGCAAGAAAUCAUUUACAUCUGUGAAGACAAAAAGAAGAUGAGAGUAUUGAAACCGAAUCCAAAAACAACAGAGAACAAAUGUGCACCAAGCUUCUACAGGAAAAUGUCAAAACUUAGAUGCUGCUCCUUAAAACUUGAUGCCGAUGGUUCUGUUAGAAUCGUGUGUAAUACCAGCAAGAAAUGUAGAAAAUAA
Molecule: messenger RNA, 803 nt
Organism: Owenia fusiformis
Lineage: Eukaryota; Metazoa; Annelida; Polychaeta; Sabellida; Oweniidae
Source: the annotation of a GenBank genome assembly